AUGCUGAAUAUAGGAAGAUUUGCAGGCAGAGCCUGGUUAGAACCUUCCAAAUUCAGCGGAAGGAGUGUAAUUAUGGGAUUUAGUUGUCUUUCAAGGAGAUUAGGGAAGAGAAAUAUCAACACUACAAGAAUGAAAUACAAGAAGGAUUUACACCCAAUAAUUGAGGAAAAUGGAGUAAAAAAGAAUGUGGUUGACGUAUUAAUUAUGGGAGGUGGAGUAACAGGUUCUGCUUUAGUAUAUCUACUGGCAAAGCAUACUAAUAUUAAGAGUAUAGUUUUUUUGUCGGAUAAAAAGGAGGCUGAGAAGAAUUUAAUAUAUCAUUUAGAUAAAACAAUACAUUCGGGUGAGACUGACACAAAUGCAGAUUUACAACAUUCUUUCAGGUUAUUGAAACUUUCAAAUAUGUUGAGAAAUUUAGUGAAGGAGUUUCCAGGAGGAGUGGGCAAUGAAUUGAUGGAAAAAAGGAACAAGAUAUUAUUGGGAUUAGGGGAAGAAGAGAAUAACAGAAUUGAGGAGAGAUUUCAGGAAUUUAGACAUUUUUUUCCAAAAAUAAAAUUAAUUGAUGGAAAGGAAAUAAGUAAGUUGGAACCAAAUAUUGCUUAUUUGGAUGAUUUUUCAAGCAAAUUAAGGAAGGAAAGAAUGAAUGGAAUAUUAUUACAUGAUGAAUAUACAAGUAUUAAUUAUGAUAUUUUAUCAGCAUUGUUCAAAAAAUUAGCGGAUGAGAUAUCUUUUAGAAAAAAGUCAUUAAUAAGAAACUAUGUAGGCAUGAACGUUCAAAGUAUUAAAAGGAUAUCUUUAGAUGGAGAGGUAUAUUAUAAGAUAGAUUCAGGUGGAAAAAAUAUAUAUUCGAGAUUUCUAGUAAUAAAUGAUAUUGGAACUGUAUUUAACUUAGUAAGAGAAUUAGGUUAUUGUUCUGACUGGAUAGUACUGAACAUGUUUGGAAAGUUUCAAAACACAGUUAAGGGGGAAUUAAGAGGAAUUGUAAGUGGCCUACAAAGUUUAUCCUGUCCAGAAUCAACAUCUGUUUAUGGUUUCCCAACAAUUGGUUCAAAAAAUAAUAUUCGUUUCUUAGCUUCUUCAUAUACUCUCCCAAUAUCAUGGUUAUUGAAAUCUAUGAAUUUGAGUGAUUUUUCAACAAUACGAGACAUUUCUUCCUCUCCAUUUGGCUUAUUUAGGAAUAUUAAAGAAAAGUCAUUAAGAGAUAAAAUUGAAAAGUUGAAGAGGGAAGUUCCACUGUUAAUAAAUGAACAGCUGAUUCAGGGAAGCAGAAGGAUCAUUCCAUCACUAAACACGAAUCAAUUAAAGGACAAGCAAGAAGAUUUUGAUAUUUCUAUUAAUCAGUUACUAAAUAUCUCAGGAGAAAAGAAUGAAAUCAUAUUAGAUCGUUCAAAGAUACACACUGACGAGAAUUUAAUAUUAAAUAUUGCUCAGCCUAUAAGUGGUACUACUUGUAUAGGAAGUGCUAGUGAAGAUAUGAUAACUAUAUGUAAUAGGCUUGGGAUUAAUAUAAACGAGAAUUCGUUAAAGAAGGAUAUUCCGGAGUAUGAAAUACACGAAAGCGAUUUUCAGAAUGAUUUAUAA
Molecule: messenger RNA, 1581 nt
Organism: Cryptosporidium ubiquitum
Lineage: Eukaryota; Apicomplexa; Conoidasida; Eucoccidiorida; Cryptosporidiidae
Product: oxidase or dehydrogenase
Exons: 1
Coding region: 1-1581 (526 amino acids)
Source: RefSeq, a predicted model, not a curated record